Nicotiana attenuata is the source of this 1719-nucleotide messenger RNA. RefSeq lists its product as uncharacterized. The transcript is spliced from 4 exons. The record is from RefSeq and is a predicted model, not a curated record. NCBI's taxonomy places the organism in Eukaryota, Viridiplantae, Streptophyta, Magnoliopsida, Solanales, Solanaceae. Bases 738 to 1310 code for a protein of 190 amino acids.
ACGAAUCUGGCAUUACCCCAACUGUCUAUCUCUUCACUACUCUCAACUUACAUGCGCAGAUCUCUUUCUCUCUCUCUCUCUCUCUCUCUCUCUCUCUCUCUCUACAAACCAAAAAAGCCCAACCGAAGUCUCUUAAAAACCAUUUAUUGUCUUCUUUUCUUGUCAUUAGUAACAGCACUUGUUGUGCUUAUAUGCAUUAAUUGUUCAUUGAUUACUCUAAUGUGAAAAAACCUUUGGGUUUUUACGUUUUGGGUAUUCGAGAAUUGACCUAAAGAGUUCUCCUUUUUCUGGUACUGAUGGGGUUUCUUGAUUUAUAGUAAUAAUCUUGCUAUUUUAUGAAUUGGGUUGUCAAAAAGUUUUGAUUUUUGAUUUUGGUUUAUGAGAAUUUUGUAUUCUUGAUAUGGGUUUUAGAGAUUGGACCAUUUAGUUAAGUCUUGUAUGAAUCUUGAUUCGAGUGGGCAUGUAGGGUUUAGUUGAAUGAGCUGCAAUUUGGUAACUGGUGGGAGAUACAGUUACCUUUUAUUGUUAUAUAGUUGGAAUUUUUUGAUUCUUUACAAGUGAAUUGGGGUUAGAUUUUUUUUAGGUUUUAUAGAAAAUUUGGAGAUUUUUUUUUGCUGGGAGCUGGUUUGUUUGAUUGGCUUUUUCAGUUAAAUUGACUUAUGAGAUACUAACUUGAAGGAGUUACAAGAAAGAGAAAUUUGUUGAUUUUUUUUGGUAUAGAAUAAUUUUGUGUUAAUAUGUCUGGUGGAACACCAGUUGGUGGUGGUGGAUAUGUGAGGCAGAGGCUAAGUCAAGGGUAUGGUUCGAGUGGUGAUGAUCUUGAGGAUGAUGCUUGUUCUAGGUUCGUUUCGCAAUCACAAACAAUUCCAAUUCCCAGGACAAGGACAUGGACUGAGAUCUUAGAGAAUUUUCUUUGGAUUGCUUCUGCAUUAUUCAUUGUAUACUAUGGUGAUUGGCAUCACAAUUUGAUUUUCCUUUUGUGGCAUGAUGGUCGAAUUAGGAGAAUACCACUAUACAUUGGGAUGUUUGGUGUAGGUUUGAAUGUUAUGUUUUUCUUAUAUACAAGUAUGUUGGCUUUGGGCGUCCGGAAGUCAUAUGAGAAGUGGGAGAUUUCCAGUACAGCUGCCCUUCCCUUCAUCACUGUGCUUGGGCUGCUGUCUUUCCUAUUGUUCUGUUAUGCUCUGUGGCCUAUUUGGAGCUUGUUGACCCUUCCUCUUGUGUUCACUCUAUUCAUGGCUUGCAUGGUUAUACUUCCAUAUUUGGUUCUCGGGACAUUCAAGCCGCAAACUGAUUUGCUUCGUACAGAUUAGAUACGUUGGGUUAACAAUGACAAAAUUUACGUCCCACUGACUUAGCUGAAGGUGCAUAUAGCGCAAGGUGUAUACGGGUAAUGAACCAUUCAGAUCCAUUGCAGUAGUUCAAAGUUUCUUUUGAACGAUUAGUUUUAAAUGAAGUAAAUAUUUGUAAGUUUUGAUAGUGUUUCAAAAGUGCAUUGGAUUCUAUAAUAUUUUGCAACAUACAUGCUGAACAAAGAGUAAAUUGUUCCCCUCAUGAACUAUGCCACGACUCACACUUUUUGGUGAUAACAAGUGGUGUCCUAGCCGGUUUGUAAGCACCACAUCUAUUCCACCGGACAUGCUACUUCCCACCAGCACAGGUACUAGUAACUCUAUCCACCAAGACUUAGGCAUAUGGGAAGAAUCACUUUAUCUCUGUCGA